UGCAUGCCGUAAUCACCCCCCUACCCACGGGCUGCAUGCCGCAAUCACCCCCCUACCCACGGGCUGCAUGCCGUAAUCACCCCCCUACCCACGGGCCAUGGUGGCCCAACUGCCAACCGCAGCUGACUUUGAUGGCCCCGGCACCAGGCAUGAACACCAACGACUUCAACUACGGCCAGACCAUCUUCCUCGCUUCCUUCUUGUCGGCAGAACUCCCCAGCGGCCUCAUCAGCAAAAAGAUCGGCGCCGACCGCUGGAUCCCGACCAUUAUGGUGGCCUGGUCCAUCGUGGCCGGCUCGCAGGCGUUCCUCUCUAACAAGGCCGGCUUCUACGCCAUCAAGGCCCUGCUGGGCCUCCUCAUGGGAGGAUUCAUCCCCGACAUUGUGCUGUGGCUGACCUACUUUUACAAGUCCAGAGAGCUGCCCACGCGCCUCGCGUGGUUCUGGACCGCGCUCAGCACCGUCAACAUUGUGGGAUCGCUGCUCGCCGCCGGCAUCCUCCAGAUGAGAGGCGUCCGCGGCUGGGGCGGGUGGCGGUGGCUGUUCCUCAUCGAGGGCAUCGUCACGCUCCUCGUUGGCAUCUUCUCGUGGGGCCUCAUGCCUCCCGGGCCGUGCCAGACCAGGAACUGGUUCCGCGGCAAGGACGGCUGGUUCAGCGACCGCGAGGAGUCCAUCAUGGUCAACCGCCUCCUCCGCGACGACCCCAGCAAGGGUGACAUGAACAACAGGCAGGCUGUGGGGCCCGUCAGGCUGUGGAAGGCGCUGAACGACUGGGAGAUGUGGCCGCUCUAUCUGAUCGGCCUGACCGCCUACAUCCCCCCCGUGCCUCCGGGCACCUACCUGUCCUACAUUCUCCGGAACCUCGGCUUCAGCGUUUUCCACGCCAACCUGCUGGCUAUUCCGUCGCAGUUCCUGUUCGCUGUCAACCUCAUCAUCCUCACGUGGGUCUCCAAGAAGCUGGGCGAGCGGUCGAUUGUGUCGUCCUUGUCCAACAUCUGGAUCCUGCCUUGGGUGGCCGCUCUGGUCGCCCUGCCAGCCGCGGCUUCGCCUUGGGUCCGCUAUGCCAUGCUGACGGGCCUGCUGUCGUACCCGUACUGCCACGCCAUCCUGGUCGCCUGGAACGCCCGGAACAGCAACACGGUGCGCACCCGUGCCGUUUCUGCAGCCCUCUACAACAUGACGGUGCAGAGCGGCAACAUCAUCGGUGCCAACAUCUACCGCGACGACGACCAGCCGCUCUACAUUCGGGGUAACAAGAUCUUGUUGGGGAUUACGUGCUUCAACAUUGUCCUGUUCUACAUUGUGAAGGCUUUCUACAUCUGGCGCAACAAGCUGCGCGACCAGAAGUGGAGCGCAAUGACACAGCAGGAGCGAGAAGACUAUGUGCUCAACACGACCGACGAGGGUCCGAAGCGGUUGGAUUUCCGCUUCGCUCACUGAGAGCCGCGUCCUGGGCCAUGUCCUGCAGACGAGGGUUGGCCGUAAUUAUCUCGAUUCACUUGGUAAACAACCUGAACAAGAGAGGGAAAGUUAAAGAUGAGUGCAGAUAUCUACGUGCAGUACUUAUCUACGUGCAGUACUUAUCUACGUGCACGUACUU
Lasiosphaeria miniovina is the source of this 1599-nucleotide messenger RNA. Its product is annotated as major facilitator superfamily domain-containing protein. The transcript has a single exon. The record is from RefSeq and is a predicted model, not a curated record. Lineage: Eukaryota; Fungi; Ascomycota; Sordariomycetes; Sordariales; Lasiosphaeriaceae. Gene Ontology annotation, biological process: transmembrane transport. Gene Ontology annotation, molecular function: transmembrane transporter activity. Gene Ontology annotation, cellular component: membrane. The coding region runs from base 36 to 1439 and encodes 467 amino acids.